Molecule: messenger RNA, 2079 nt
Organism: Acanthamoeba castellanii str. Neff
Lineage: Eukaryota; Discosea; Longamoebia; Acanthamoebidae
Product: amine oxidase, flavincontaining superfamily protein
Exons: 9
Coding region: 1-2079 (692 amino acids)
Molecular function (GO): oxidoreductase activity
Source: RefSeq, a predicted model, not a curated record
AUGGACACCGCACCGCUGGAGCAGGGUUCGAACUGGGACGUGGUCAUCGUCGGCUCGGGUCUCUCGGGCCUCACCGCCGCCACCCGCAUUCUUCAGGAAAACAAAGAGCGCAAGGUACUCAUCGUUGACGCUGUCGACUGGUUCGGCGGCCGCACCCGCUCCAUCGAGCUGGCCAAGUACGACUCCAAGGUCUCCAUCGGUGGAACCUUCGCGCUGUUCGAACACAACGACACCCUCCAGUUGGCGAAGGAGAUCAACUGCUCGCCGACGGAGACCCUGAAGAUUUCGGAUGUCAACUUCAACCAGUUCAGCAAGGCCCUGUUCGACCCGUCGGGCCUCCCGCUCUUCUUCAAGCUCAUGUACAAGGGCGCCAAGAUCGUGAAGGAGGGCAAGAUCGACUGGUCGUGCAAGACCGCCAAGGAGCUGGAGAAGAUCAGCCUCGAGGAUUGGAUCUCCAAGCACUGGAUCCUCAACAAGUUCAACCCCAACUUCACCCGCGAGUUCUUCUACCUCCUCGAGACCUUCCCCAACCUUCACGGAGUCUCUGCGCUGGUCUGCGCCAUCGCUCUUUACGUCCGAUUCCGAGGCAUUCCGCGCAACGGAAUUGAGAUCCCGCCCAAGGUGCUGAGGUGGGAGGGCGGCACGGGCGUGUUCACGCAGGCCCUGGUUGAGAGCCUGAGCCACCACGAGAACUUCCGCCUCAAGCUCAACUCGCCCGUCGAGCAAAUCAUCCAGCCGGCCAUCAACGCCGGCGCCAACGCCGGCCCCUACCCCGUGCAGGUGGUCGUCAACGACAACCACACCGGCAGCGUCACCGUCAACGCCCAGUACGUGGUCGUCGCCACGUCGCCCCUGGCCGCGGCGCCGGCCAACCUCGGCGGCACCAUCAACUACACACCGGCCCUCGAGCCCGGAGCCGCCCAGCUCUUCUCGUCCAUGGAGGCCACCCCUACCGUCUCCCGCCAGAUCCUCGUCGUCUACAAGAACCGCUGGUGGAAGAAGCAGGGCGGCGGCAUGUUCAUCAUGCCCCCCUACGCGACCCACGUCAAUGAGAUGGGCGUGUGGGGCAACGUCGUGGACGGCAGCAUGAAGGACGAGCGCAAGGCCGGCAUCGUCCGCAUCUUUGUCGACUCGCGCCGCCUGGACGGCAUGAGCCCGAAGCAGGUCGAGCAAUCGACCAUCGACUUCCUCAAGCACCUCUUCCCCAAGCAGCACGACCUGGUCGAGGGCUACGAGGAGAUCAUCUUCCACGACUGGAACACCGCCAAGCCCACCAUCCCCGGCGUGACCUUCACCUACGCUCCCACCAACAACGGCGUGCUCUCCAAGUUCGGCAAGUACUUCACCCAGCCCUACGGCCGCAUCCACUGGGGCGGCUCGGAGCGAUCGGUGUGGGGCGCCAACUGGAUGGAGGGCGCUGUCGAGCGCGGCAACGACGUGUCGGAGGAGCUCAUGAAGAUGGCCGGCUGGGUCGGGCCGGACUACAACGUGCGCAAGACCGCCGCCACGCUCAGGGUCGCCAAGCGCGCAAUGCCGGUUGCGGCGAUGGGCGCGUUCGCGGUGGAGACCAGCGCUGAGGAGGAUGACCUGGAGGCCGAGCCGGAUCUGGAGCCGAUCAAGCUGCUCCCUACCCCCACGAGCCCUCUGGGCCUGGCCGAGAGCCUGCAGCCCGACGACGGCGACAAGCUCGACAUCCACGAGCUCUACACCCGCGUGAGCCAGGUCGAGAAGCCGCGCCUCCUGCAGGAAAACGACGUGUGGAUCUCGCCACAGAUGUGCCUCGAUGCCCUCAGGGAACUGGAGAAGGCCAAGCUGCUCAAGAAGAAGCGUGCCGCCGAGGCCGAGGCCGAGGCCGAGGCCGAAGAUGAAGCCGAGGUGGCGUCGUCGUCGUCGUCGUCGUCUUCUUCGGUCCCCCACCCUGCGACUUCCUCGUCUCCUCUGCUCGCCGGUCCCACCGUCCAACAGCUCCAGGCCGUGCCUACUCUGCGCGGCGAGGUUCCGGCCUUCCUUCUCGGCCUCACCGUCGGCGUGUUCGUCACCAUGGCGGCCUUCCGCUUCGCCAAGGGCUCGUCGCAGUGA